CAUGCGUAUAUUAUUUUCAUCUUUCAAAGUUCGAAGCAAAACAACGACACUAAACAAAAACAAACAAAGAAUUCCUAAUUUUUUUUUCAAAAUCAUUUUGAUUUUGCUAAAAAUAUAAUAAAAACACUAACUCAAAUCUAAGUAAUUGAUUUAAAAUCAAAAUAACAUUCUGUAAUUUAUUAACCCGCCAGCAUCACCAUCAACUUCCACAUACACAAAAUGGCUUCAAACGAUUCGGGAGUGGACACCAGUAAUGACAGCAACGAUGGUAACAACUUUAUCCUACCGAUCCCCUUGGUGAUUCCAAACCUACACGACCUCAAUUUGCUGGGCGAUGCCGGUAUCGAAGAUGAUCAUCCGGCUCAGCCAUUUGCCCAGCCACAACCCAAACCUUCAGACAUGGGCGCUCUGAUGCGUCCAUCUAGUCUUCCUUCAGGCAGUCAUUCGCUGAAGAUGCGGUGUCGCAUGAAACUAAGAAGUCGCCUGUGCAGCUAUGCCAACAUCCAAACAGAAUCAAACGGUCGCCGUUUACGCCUCGCCGCGUCCACCUGUAACGUCGAGCUACUCACUCGAAUGCUUGAAAAGGGAACCGACCCCAACUCCUCCGACGAACACAAACGCAGUCCCCUCCAUUUGGCUGCCUGUCGCGGCUACGAUGAGAUCGUGUCACUGCUUUUGCGAUUCGGUGCCAAUCCUAACAUAGUCGAUUCCCUGGGCAACACACCCCUCCAUCUGGCCGUGAUCUCAGCCUCAUCGAACAACUUUAAUCUAGUAGUUAGAAUACUGCUUCAAGGUGGGGCCAGUCUACAUGUAUUCGACCGCAGUGGCAAAACUCCUUUCGAGUUGGCCGAAAGCAAAUGGCGGCUACUCAAGCUCCGCUAUCAAAAUCCAACACCAGAAAAAGAGAAAAUUCUCGAGGAUAUGUGUCUUCUGAUAAGCCUAAUGUUGCGCUACCUGUACAGACAAAAACAAGAUAUUGACGAUUUGGAUGCGCUCGAGAAUCGCCUGAAAAACCUUAGCACCGAGGAUCAAGUGGCCGAGGCCGAUGCGUUGCUCGCCAGCGUCGAGAAGAUGUCACUCAAGUAGCAAUUGUUGCUGUAGUAGAUUAGAUUUUAGUUUAUAGUUUGCGUUAGCUCGAAACAUACAUAAAUCCGCGAUAGAAGACGAAUAAAAAAAUAUGUAUUUAUGAUUUAAACAUGUAAUUGACAAAACAAACAGAAACAAAAUAUGACGAAGAUGAGGCACGUGACAGGAUAGAGGACGAGAGAAAUCGCCGCCGCACUUUGAAUAAAAUUUGAAUCUUUAUUAAAAAAUCGCAA
This is a messenger RNA of Eupeodes corollae, 1319 nucleotides long. Its product is annotated as ankyrin repeat domain-containing protein 54. Bases 220 to 1086 code for a protein of 288 amino acids. Lineage: Eukaryota; Metazoa; Arthropoda; Insecta; Diptera; Syrphidae. The transcript has a single exon. Gene Ontology annotation, molecular function: protein binding. The record is from RefSeq and is a predicted model, not a curated record.